Messenger RNA from Lucilia sericata (common green bottle fly), 3926 nucleotides. RefSeq lists its product as uncharacterized. The record is from RefSeq and is a predicted model, not a curated record. The transcript has 4 exons. The coding region runs from base 413 to 3688 and encodes 1091 amino acids. NCBI's taxonomy places the organism in Eukaryota, Metazoa, Arthropoda, Insecta, Diptera, Calliphoridae.
GGCAGCAGCAACAGCAGCAAGUAGUUACCUGUAACAAAUCAGGCGAAUACUUCAGUGCAAAUGCGCAUGCGCGCAUGAACGGUUCAUAUUUUAUUAGUUGAGAGUUUCAAAUACAAAAUAAUCGAAAAUUUUGCGAGAAAUUAUUGCAAGAAAAUAUUAAUAAUUGUGAAAAGUAUAUAAUUUUUUAAAAAAUAUAAAGAAUUUUUGUUAAAAAAUAUCAAACAAAAAAACACCAAGAAAUGUUUUAAAAACCAAAAAUUUUUAACUAAAAAUUAAAGUGUUUUUUUUUCUUUUAUUCAAACAAGAAAAUUACUAAUAUUUAAAAGUGUCCAACUAACAACUUAAUUUGGUGUUGUGAAAUUUAUUAUUUUCUUUGCUGACAAUUAUUUGAGUGGAUUAUAUUUCUAACAAAAUGAUUUCUCGACAUCGAAAAUGUAGGUUUAUUACUCUGACACUACUCGUUUCGCUACUCUGCUUACCUCACACUGCGCUUAGUUUGGCACCCGCACCAGUAGAUUAUUUAGUGCCACCACCACUGCCACAAGGCAAUGCAGCUUCACAUGUAAAACAAUCACGAACACAAAAUAUACUGCCCGCAGAAAGUAGAACAAUACCAAAGUUUAUUAAUGCACAGUUGCCAGCGAAACCCAAGGAUAAACAUCCUGGUUUAAUGACAAGAGUUGCCAGAUGGUUUGGUUUUGCCAAUCAAAAUUCAGCAGCAACGGAUCAACAGUUGGCUGCCGGAACAAAUAAACAACAAUUUUAUUAUUAUCAAAAACCUCAGCAGCAACAACAAUAUGGUUCGGGUGAUAAGGAGCCGUGUAAUUUAUGUAAUAAAUAUCCCUGGGUACCCAUGAUGGCAAAUAGUAUACAUUAUCCGGCCACGGGCAACCAAUGGGAUGCUGCUAAACAAACUCAACAGCUGCAAUAUCAGGGGAAUAAUAAUCCCACACACAAUCUUUAUAAUGCUAAUGGUGGUCAACAGCCUCAGAAUUUGCAGAAUUCAUAUGGUGCAAUAGCCGGCCAAAAUGCACCUCAUAUACAACAUGCUGCCUCGAGUGUCAAACAAAGAGCUGUCAAAUUUAAUUUCCCUCUUCCCUAUGUACCUCAAAACAACAAUAAAGCCCCAGAUGCUCCCAAUAACAUACAAUAUUCUUCUGGACCUUUCCUUCCCAUACCUAUACCUCCCUUUUUAAGUAAUUCCGCCUUACCACCUUUGUAUAAUGCCCAAAACUUCCUACCGGUCGUUACUCCCGCUCCCAACACUAUACAACAAUUACCCUCCACGGAACCGGCCCAUUUUGCCGAAAAUAUAGCAGAACAUUCAGAAAUACAUAUCGACACUGCAAUACCUACUCAAAUACCUCCCACAAUUCCAGAUAAAGAUGCCAGUUUUGAGAUAGUUAAAAGCCAUCAAUUGGUGGAUUAUAUAUCUUCAGUGGAGUACCCUGCUUCCUAUGUUCCUUCUCAUGCUUAUGAUGUCAGUACCCAGGCAGCACCUCAAUCUUUAAAUAACCAGCAAACGGAUAACAAAAUAAAUACAGGACUUUAUCAACAUUCUACUUUUAGUCCAAAUUUAGAUCAACAUGUGCCAGCCUCCCAAAUUUUAACGGAUCCUAGUAGCUUUAUACAAGGUCAACAACAACAGUCUAACCAACAAUCUGAACAAACCACAUUCAUUAAUCAGCAGCCUCAAUAUUUAGAACAAGUACAACAACAACAGUCUAACCAACAAUCUGAACAAAGUACAUUCAUUAAUCAGCAGCCUCAAUAUUUGGAACAAGUACAGCAUUAUGAAUAUGACAAUUUUGUGGCCGCCUCACAUCAAAAUUCCUCGGUAAUUCACCAGCAACAACAGCAGCAUGAGCAACAACAACAACAUCAGCAUGAGCAACAGCAACAUAAUACACAUUUAGACGCUUGGACCUUGGAAUCGAAUGAUUAUAUAUUUUCAACCUCAUCCCCAGAAGCAUUCUCUACCACUGAAGAAACUUCCACCUUUACUACCGAAUGGGAAAGCACCACAGAACAACAAACACAAGACAAUGAAGUAGAGUUCAUAGCUUCUAUACAAACCAAUGCCCAGCAGUCAACAAAACUGUGGCCCCAAAAACCCAAACAAAGAGAAACUCCCAAACGUUUAUUGGACUCUCCCAUACAACAUAUUAAUGGAAAUUUGGGGGUACCAAGGCCAUUUACCAGAGAUCCUUCUGAUUUGACAUUUAGACUGGGACCCACAAAUCAUAAAUUGCACGAGACCAGCAAAACUACCACCUCACAACAAUACUGGAAACCCCAAACUCCAGUAACAGAAACUCCAAUUUCCACCUCCACCUUCAGUUCCAUAGAUGCCAGUGGUCAAUAUGCCGGCAUGGCACCACCCUCACUACCCUCCACCUAUAACAGUGAUCAAAUGUUAUUGCCCUAUUUAACCACCAAAAACAGACCAAGACCAUUCGAAACUACCAAGGUUAAUAUGGUAACAAAAACACCUUCCACGGCUGCUUACUCUACCUGGAGUCAAGCUCAAAAUAUAGAGCUACACACACCUCAGGAAUCAAUGCUAGUGAACUCUCAUGUAAAACCAGCCCCUACCACCACUACAACUACUGCUAAGCCACGUACCACAAAAUAUCUAACCAAAAUUUUGGCUUCCAAUCUUAGGGAACUUUUGCAGCGUGAACAUGAACCCACUAAUGCCAUGUUGAAAGUGGGACCAAAUGCUUUAGAUAUCGAUAUUAAUAAACUACAAAAGAAUAUAGAUGAUUGGACAGAACAAGAAUAUACCUCUUUGUCACAUAAACCUAGUACACCCACCAUACGUGGACGAUCCAAACAUAUACCCUCCGAAUAUUUACCCCCCACCACGUCGGCAGUAAAGGCGGGUCGCCAAUCUAAGACCACAAAAGGUUUCACAGACAAUUCAGAACUACCUAGUUCCAUUAAUAAUUUAGAACCUUUAUACGAAAGAGAAAGUACAAAACGUUUUCAAUACACCCAAAUAACCGAUAAUCAUUUAAGAGAUUUCUAUAACAAUUUUGAGGCUCUGAAAUCGAGAACAACACCAGUUGCAACCACUACCACAACUAUGGCUCCUACUACAACUACUACUAAAGCAACAACAACAACUACCACCACAACAGAGAAACCUUUAUAUUUAAGACCUAUACAAAUGUUAGAACCUGAAGAACUUUGGAAAAAGGCCAAAGUUUCGAUAUCACCUAAAACACAGGAAAAAGUCUAUGUGGUAACACCUCAGCCUAGAUUUUUCCCUCAACGUUUUUAUUCGCCAACAGUGGCGCCAACCACUACUACAACAACAACAACCACUGAAAGAUCAUUUAUAAGUUUAGGCAGUGGUUUUAAAUCGCCAAGAUUUUUAGUGAGACCAACACCAGGAAAUGCUCAUAAACUUUCAAAAAUUUCAGAUACCCAAUCGAAAGAAAAUUCCAAGGAAAAUCUAAGUAAUUCAUAUUUUACGCCUGAGUGGUUUGGUUUAAAGGGGCUAUCAGCGUAUGUACCAUCACAACCGGUGGAAAUUAUAGAUGGAAAUUCUAAAGUCUUAAACAUUGUAACACCGCCUAGUAAUUUGGAAACUACUACGCGCCAUAGUAUAAUGGAUCUAACCAAAGAUCGUCAUGCCUCCGCCAACAAGAGAAAAUCAACAAUGGCUCCAUCGCCUAGAUAAAAAAUAAAGUCCUUGAUAAUUACUUUUUACCCUUUUUUCAUAUCCAUUGUAUUAUAAAUCAUCUUGUAAGAAAUUUACAUAUUUUCACUUUUAAAAAACUAUUUUCAAUAUUUAAUUUUCAAACGGAUUUAAGUAUCAUUAGCCAAUAUAAAUAAAUACUUAUUGUAUGUAUGUAUUUAUUAUGCAAAAAAGAGAAAAUGUUAAAUCUUUUAUUUAAGAUUUAAACAUUUUAUUUUCU